GAGGAAGGCAGCAGCCAUGGAAUGGCCAAUAAGAUUUUUCAAAGAAAAUUUAACCUCAGGGAUAUAACUCUGCUUCCUGACUGGACAUGGCCAGUAGACUGAGACUCCUGAGACCUAUUGCCAGGGUGGGUCUCAGGAAUUUGACAUAACUUGGAUUACAUAUCUUCUAAAGGUCGGACCUUGGAGCUAAACUGAUCUCUAUCUAUACCUUCUCCCUGCCAGCCCAAGGGAUUAAUUUUUAUCAAUUCUUCUAACCACGCCUAACAUUGAAGACCUUAUCCUUUCUGAUAUUCUAAUGGGUGUGAGCAAGUUAGACGUUUUUUACCGAAGACUACUCCUCACUAAGCUUUUCAUCAGAGGAUGGGGAAGACCUGAAGAUCUGAAACGAUUAUUUGAAUUCAGAAAGAUAAUUGGUAAUCGGGAAAAAUGCCAGAAUAUGGUUUCGAGAGAUUAUCCAGUAUACAUUGACAAGAUUGAAGAAGAAACUGACUGUAAGAUACUUGAAGGACAUUUUGUUUCUCCUAUGGCUCAUUAUGUUCCUGAUCUCAUGCCAAUUGAAUCUGUUAUUGCUAGGUUUCAAUUCAUUGUACCUAAAGAAUGGAACAGCAAAUACAGACCAGUGUGCAUUCAUCUUGCUGGAACAGGAGAUCAUUAUUAUUGGAGACGACGAACACUUAUGGCCCGCCCAAUGAUCAAAGAAGCAUGUAUGGCUUCUUUGUUGUUAGAAAACCCUUAUUAUGGCUGUAGAAAACCCAAAGAUCAAGUAAGGUCAAGCUUGAAAAAUGUGUCUGACCUCUUUGUGAUGGGAGGGGCUCUUGUUCUAGAGUCUGCAGCUCUCUUGCAUUGGCUAGAGAGGGAGGGUUAUGGACCUCUGGGGAUGACUGGAAUAUCCAUGGGAGGACAUAUGGCUUCAUUAGCUGUAACCAACUGGCCUAAACCUUUACCACUAAUUCCAUGUCUUUCUUGGUCAACUGCUUCUGGAGUCUUUACAACGGGUGUGCUAAGUAAAUCAAUUAAUUGGAGGGAGUUGGAGAAACAAUACUAUACACAGACAGUUUAUGAAGAAGAAAUCUUUCACAUGCUUGAAUAUUGUGGGACAGAUUCUUUUAAAAUGGGACGGGAUUUUGUGAAACAUUUCCCUAAUAGUGUGGACAACCUGACUAAUUUUGAUCUGGCUUCCGGAACUUUAAACCUAGAUAUUAGUGAAUCAUUAUGCAUGAAAUCUGCUCAGUGUCAAAACACUGAUAAAUCCUCUCUCAAUGCCACGUCAGAAGGUCUUGUGUUGCAAGAUGUUUCUAAGCUUCAGUCUCUGAGUCAGACACUGUCCACUAAGGAAAGCAGGGAUGGGAGCUCCAUGAAUCAUUCAGAUCAAUUCAGUGAAGAAAAAAGCAAAGAAGAAAAAAGAAGGAGCACAUUACAGAAGGAAUCUUUAAUGUUUAUGAAAGGCGUCAUGGAUGAAUGUACCCAUGUAGCAAAUUUCUCGGUCCCAGUUGAUCCAAGUCUGAUUAUAGUGGUUCAAGCCAAAGAAGAUGCCUAUAUUCCACGAACAGGAGUUCGAAGCCUUCAAGAAAUUUGGCCUGGAUGUGAAAUUCGAUACCUAGAAGGGGGACAUAUUAGUGCUUACCUUUUCAAACAAGGACUUUUCAGGCAAGCCAUUUAUGAUGCAUUUGAACGUUUUCUCCAUAAAUAUGCUUACUGAGCAUAACUGGAAUGAUUACCAUGGUUAAGGAUCUUAUACCAGGAAUUUUCAUCCAAUAUUCUUUGGUGUGAAGAACCAGCAAACUAUAGCAUCUGUAAAUUAUGAAGUUAAGCAGCAUUUCCAUUUUUACAUGUUUUUAAUAUAUUUGAAUAAUUUUUAAUAGAAAACUUGCUAAAAAUUAACAAAUACAAAUAGCUUUCUUUAGUGUUUAUAUAAGUUUAAUUCUAAUUAAAUGAAUUAAUUCAUAGAAUAUCUAGUUACAAUUAUAAACAGAACAAAUGAAAUUAAAAUUUUCAAAACUCCUGUUUAUUGUAUAAAUUUUCAAAAAAGCAUUUGAAUUCACCUUUUGUCCUAUGUUAAAGUUAUUAGUAAAUUCGUUUUUAGGAUUUUUAUCUUUGAACAAUGCCUGUGACUUGUCAAAAACACCUUCAAAUUCCAUAAGAAACUGAAUCUCAGUUAAUAGUGCUUUAAUACUCAGAAACUUAAGCCAAUAUGGGGAGAAAAAAGCCAAAUAAUGUCUCCACCCUUAGAUUUCAACCAAGUAUUUUUUCAGACGUCACCCUGAUGAUUAUUAAACCUUUCCCUACUCCAAAACUUAGGAAAGUAAUAGGAAAUUUGAUACAAUAUCUGUAUUUUAUCCCCAUAUACUGUGACAUUGGUAUUUUACUAAAUGACUUUUUAGUUGUUGCCAAAUAUUUUAACUAAUAUAAUAUGUAAUUAGCUGAAAAACUAGUUGAUUUCCACAAUGCCUAUAAGUUAAGCCAAAUUUUCACAUUAAACUUUAUUUUUCAUGUUGUGGUUUUAUAAUUUUAACUUUUGAUUGUCAUGAGAUUGUGUUUUGUUGUCUUUUAUAGAAAAUGCCUGAAAUUAGAUAAUUUGUAAAGUUCAGAGUUUGAAUUUUAAUGUAGUUUUAUGAUCGGUGUGAUCAAAAUAGUAACUUUUUUAAAUUGAAGGAGAAAUGGUUCUUAAUGUAUGUACAUUAGUUUGUAUGUACAUUAUGUAAUGUAUAUACUCAUGUAAUGUACAUUAGUACCUAGUUUUGAGUUUAAUAAAUGUAAAACUAGACUAGAGAACUUCUAAGAAAUAUUGUUUAGUUUUGGGGAUAUUUAGGAAAUUUACUAAUUUGUUUGGGAAUUUUUAAAACAAGAGCUCUCAGCCUUGCAAGAAUAUUUGAAUGACUAUGUGCCUUUACAAUUUAAAAAUAUCUUCAUUUUGAAUCCUACAAAAUGCCAAUAAACAAAUAUAAAAUUACUUUGAAAACUUAAUUACCAGUGACUUUUUAGGAAAAAACUGGAGUUUGCUCUACUACAGCAGUGUGUUAAUUAUAGUUCUUCCACAGAGAUAUCUUUUUGGAGAUAAUGUGGUAUUUACUAUCGCGUGGUUAUCAUUAUUAUCUCAUUUUUACAUAUAGUGUUACCCAAUAAUUGAGUUCUUUUGGAAGAUUGGCUUUAGUGAAAUAUAAAUUCAAAGUUUUUUAUUCAGUAGCUUUUAAAAAUUUAUUCUUUCUGAGUGCUAAAAUGAUUCACUUCAUUUUCUCAUUUAAUUCAUUUAAGAAAAAAUUUAUUCCUCAGCCAUUAAAAAAAAAAAGUUUUAAUGUGCUUUGCUAAUGGCUUUUUGCAUGACAACUAAAAUUUCAGGGUUUUAUUACUUACAUGAAAAGAAGUCUUAACAGAAUUUCCAUGUAAUUAAAUAAUCUCUUUUAAAAAGAUCUCUCUGGGCGCUAUAUAAAUACAUUACUUUUUUAGAGCAGUGUUAAUGGGAUUUUUUACUUGAAAAAAACAUUAAACUGAAAUUAUAAAAACAUUCCCGUAUUUAUAACUAGACAAAUGAAUGCAAAGAAAUCAGUGUUAACUUUUAUGUUUUAUUUAACCAUGGAAGUCUUGGCCACCAUGCCAUUUUAUCUUUGUCUACAAUGAUGAUCAACUUUGUAAAUAAUAUAGUACUAGAAAUUCACAUCUAGACUGUUCAUAAAGAAAAGUUUUCUGUGUUUCAUGAUUAUCUAUUAGGGAAUAGAUCUUUUUAAUGUAUAUAGUUUCCAAUUAUUUCUUAUUCAUGAAAUUUUAAAAUUUGGUACAUUCUUAUUUGGGAUAUGAAUUUCAUACUGUAACUUUAAAAUUGAUAUGAUUUUCCUAACUUUAUACUGUAUAAUAAAAGUAUUUCAAAGUGUG
Antechinus flavipes (yellow-footed antechinus) is the source of this 3867-nucleotide messenger RNA. It is a transcript of the gene ABHD18, whose product is annotated as abhydrolase domain containing 18. Bases 296 to 1699 code for a protein of 467 amino acids. The transcript has 13 exons. NCBI's taxonomy places the organism in Eukaryota, Metazoa, Chordata, Mammalia, Dasyuromorphia, Dasyuridae. The record is from RefSeq and is a predicted model, not a curated record.